AUGCAUUUCUAUCGACUAUGUGUUCUGUCUCUAUGCUUCUGGUGGCAAGCAAAUGCAGACUCAACAUGGCAAGAUGCAAUCCUCCGGACACGUCAAAGCACCAAGAGUGUAACGGUUGACCUUACCAAGCGCUACCAGACUAUGGAUGGGUUUGGCAUAUCAGAAGCAUUUCAGAGGGCCAAUGUUAUCGUCAAUCUACCCGCUAAGCAACAGCGCGAAAUCCUCGAUCUGCUCUUCAAUACCACGUCCGGGGCUGGUCUAACCAUACUCCGAAAUGGAAUUGGUUCUAGUCCAGAUUCAAGCAGUGACCAUAUGAAUUCCAUCGCUCCUAAAAGUCCAGGAAGUCCCACUGCUGCUAUGAGUUACGUAUGGGAUAAGAAAGAUAGCGGUCAACUAUUCGUUUCGAAAGAGGCAUGGAAGUAUGGUGUCCGCACUUUUUAUGCUAAUGCCUGGAGCGCUCCUGGAUAUAUGAAAACCAACGGAAACGAGAAUAAUGGCGGAUAUCUGUGUGGAGUAUCUGGUAAAACGUGUAGUAGUGGAGAUUGGAAACAAACAUAUGCGAAUUACUUAGUCAAGUACCUGCAGUUUUAUCAGCAAGAGGGUAUCGAGGUUACACAUGUUGGGUUUUUGAAUGAGCCUGAAUUUAGUCCCAGUUACGCAGGCAUGCUUUCCUCCGGCACCCAGGCCGCCGACUUCAUCAAAGUCCUGGCUCUAACUCUCAAAGCCGCAGACCUGAGCACCACCAUAGCAUGCUGCGACUCCGAGGGCUGGGGAAAUCAAGGAUCAAUGACCUCCCAAAUCAAAUCGAGCGGCGCCGAAAACUUGCUAUCAACUAUAACGUCACAUUCCUACACUUCCUCCCCUGGAAGUCCCCUCAGCACCACGCGGAAAGUCUGGCAGACUGAGAAUGCUGAUCUACAGGGAGCAUGGCAAUCCGCGUUUUAUAGCAAUGGCGGUGCUGGAGAGGGAAUGCGUUGGGCGGGAUUAAUCCACAAUGCCGUUGUGAAUGCGAAUUGUUCGGCUUAUCUAUAUUGGAUUGGUGUUCAGACUGGGAAUACAAAUUCAAAACUUAUUUCUGUAUCAGGAACUAGUUAUUCGGUUUCAAAGCGCCUUUGGGCAUUUGGGCAUUUUGCUAGAGGAGCGAGACCUGGGGCUGUUAGAGUUGGGAUUUCGGGGCAACCGAGUGGGGUUCAGGCAAGUGCGUACUUGAACAGAGAUGGGAAUCUAGCGAUUGUAUUUAUUAAUACUGGGUCGGCGGCUGCUGCAGUGGCUGUGGAUGUGAAGGGGGGGUGGAAGGGAACGAAAGUUACGAGGGCUUGGGUUACGGAUAAUAGUAAGAGUAUGGCUGACCUUGCUGUAGUGUUGAGUAACGGGGCUGCAAGUGUGAGCGUGCCUGGAAGAAGUAUGGUGAGCUUAUCUGUUACUGAGUAA
Glarea lozoyensis ATCC 20868 is the source of this 1431-nucleotide messenger RNA. RefSeq names its product (Trans)glycosidase. Gene Ontology annotation, biological process: sphingolipid metabolic process. Gene Ontology annotation, molecular function: glucosylceramidase activity. The record is from RefSeq and is a predicted model, not a curated record. The transcript has 2 exons. Bases 1 to 1431 code for a protein of 476 amino acids. Lineage: Eukaryota; Fungi; Ascomycota; Leotiomycetes; Helotiales; Helotiaceae.